Molecule: messenger RNA, 948 nt
Organism: Erigeron canadensis
Lineage: Eukaryota; Viridiplantae; Streptophyta; Magnoliopsida; Asterales; Asteraceae
Product: probable 2-oxoglutarate-dependent dioxygenase AOP1
Exons: 3
Coding region: 1-948 (315 amino acids)
Molecular function (GO): dioxygenase activity
Source: RefSeq, a predicted model, not a curated record
AUGGGUUCAGAAGAGUAUAUUCAGCUUCCUACGAUUGAUUUCUCAGUUCUAAAUAACCAGAAACUUGACGCUCGUGUCUACGAUUCCAUGAAAACUGAAGUUCUUGAAGCCCUUCAGAAGUAUGGUUGUUUCCAAGCAUCUAUAGACGGAAUAACACCCGAGCUUCAGAAGUCUGUAUAUGGUGCAGCAAAGCACCUUUUCGAUCUUCCCUUAGAAACCAAGAAUAAAAACGUAUCCACCGGAAUGUUUAUUGGGUAUAUGGGGAACUCGCCGCGACUUCCGCUCUAUGAAAGCAUGGGCAUCGAGGAACCUUACAUCGCUGAAAAAGUUGAAAAUUUCACCAACCUCAUGUGGCCCCAUGGCAACCCUCAAGUUAGCAAUGACAUCCAUCUAUAUGCGAAGAAGCUUUGGGAAUUGAAUGCGAUGACACGGAAGAUGGUUUUUGAGAGCUUGGAUUUGGACAAGUACCUAGAUGAGCACAAUGAACUAGCAAAUUAUGUGCUUAAGUUUAAUAAAUACCGAGCCCCGGAACCAAAUGAGGCGAAUCUUGGGUUGCACAGUCAUGCGGAUGCUGGUAUAAUGACCAUAUUACAUCAAUAUGAAGUUGAAGGAUUGGAGAUCCUAACAGAAGAUGGUAAUUGGCUAAGAGUCAAGCUUUCGCCAAAUACAUUUAUUGUCAUGACCGGAGAGACUAUAAACGUAUGGUUGAACGGGCGAUUGCAUGUGCCACUUCAUAGGGUGAUUAUGAGAGAAAACAUGACUCGAUACACCCUGGCAUUUUUUGAAUUGCCAAGAACGGGGAAUCUCUUAAAAGCCAUCGAUGAUAUGGUCGAUGACGAACACCCGUCGCUCUACAAGCCUUUUGAUUACGGAGAGUUCAUCAAAUUUUAUGUUACCGGAGGUCAAGGUAUACAGAAGUAUGCUGUAAAGGCAUAUUGUGGUGUCUGA